UUGAACCGCGGGCGUUGCCAUGGCUACACGCAGACCCAAUGAGAAGCUCGCGGUGGACUGUUGCUGAAUGAAAAUAACAGAGGCCAUUUUGCGCACGAAAGCCACACGGCAUCAUUCAAUAAUAAUAAUUACAAAAAAAAAAAAAACGGAAACGGGAGGCAGGUUCAGUCCAUCUCCGGUUAGGGGGGGGGAGAGAAGAGAAGCGACCGUUUAAGAGCCGGUAGAGAGCUGCUGUGGGACCGCCGUUGCGACUGACGCUUGUAGCAACCCUCCCCUACCCUCCUCCAAAAAAUAUAAAUAAUAAUAAUAAGGACAUGCGGUAACUAAUUGUACCGCUUCUUCUUCUUCCUGUGUCGUCAGAAUAGUGGACAAGGACCUGCUUCACCGCAUUGCUAUCCGAGAGGGAGUUGCCUUUUUAGUUUUUAGCUGACCGACACCGGCACACAUCGAAAAACAGGUGUACGGUUUCAUCACACCGCCGCCGCCGCACUAGCUUCCUCAAACCGCCGCUGUAGCUGCCCCUAGUGUCGGCGUGUGUACGUACUUCUCCGCCUGUCCGAGUACAGUGAAGACUAUCCCACAUGGAAGAGGCUGGCAACCGGGCGAUAUGUUGUGGAUUUAGUCGAGUGAAGUCGUUUUAAGGCAUCAAACGGGGUAAGAUCUGGGAAUAAAGCUUGACCGGGAGGAGACACUUAUCCUGAGCAGAGGCAAGAGGAAGAAAAAAAGCUGAUCAGAAUAAAGAAGAGAAAGACGGAAAAGACACUUGGGCUCACAUAACUCACCUAUACCUGACUCCUCUUAGCACGUCUCCAGUCUUUUGGUUUUAUGACGGAAAGUGUAUCCCCCUGUAGUGGAUCCGUAAGAAGUGCUCUUCAGUAUGAAUACAGAUAGCGGAGGAUUCGCUCGCAAAAGUGUGGCCUUGUCACUCAUACUCUCUCCCAUGAAGAGGGUCCAGAGCUCACCAAAUCUAGGCACAGGGAGUGAUUCUCACUCAUCAGACUUGGAUUCUUGGCGGUCACGCAGUGUUACAGAUGGCCUUAAGAACGGAGAUGCCGGCAGCUCAUCUCUUGCAGCCAAAGGCUUCCGCAGUGUCAGGCCCAACUUGCAGGACAAAAAGUCACCAACACAGGGGCCUCCCUCCCCCGACCCCGCUGCACGGCACUCCCCCUAUCGCUGCCACAGCUCAGAAUCACUCGACUACCUGUCAGGCCUAAUGCCCAAGGCUCUGUCACCUACCCCGUAUGUUCCUAGCGGAGCUGGCGGCACAGCCGGUGCAGUCAGCGGGCUGAGCUUUACUGCGAGCAUCGGUGGCUGCGUGUCACCCUCGGCUUCCCCCGUGACGGUGUCAGCCCUCAGCCACUACUCGUCGUCCACGGCGGGUCUGCUGGACGAGCUGCAGAUCUGUAGCCUGGAGUCACCCGGCGCCUCACCCACACCAUCGCCCACCCUCAGCCAUGUCUCUACCUACACAUCCACUGCUGGCCUUGAUGAUGUGCUAACAACCUCUGUGGCCUCCACUGCUGCAGCAGCCACUUUCACUAACGGUCAGGUCCUCUCUCACGCUAUGAAUGGCAGUACUAGCCACCCACAGAGGCCCCUCUCUCCCCCAUCGUACCCUCCUCCCCCCACUUCACUCCACACUGGACUCCAGAGACAGAGCAGGAGUUCAGAAGGCAGCGAGUCAGUUACCAGAGAGUCUGUGGUGUCAGGACACACCAGCAUUAGCAGCACUGUGCCCAUUGCUCGCUUCUCAGAGGAAGAGAAAAAGGUGUCGGUCAUUAAAGCCCCUCAUUACGAAGGCAUCGGCCCCGUGGACGAGUCUGGCAUCCCGAUCGCCAUCCGCACGACGGUGGAUAGGCCUAAGGAUUGGUACAAAACUAUGUUCAAACAGAUCCACAAGGUUCACAAAGCAGACGAUGACUAUUCUGACACAUAUAAUGCAACAUAUGCCGUCAUAAACAACGAUGACUACAGCCUGUCAUCCAACACCACCAUGGCCCACCCUGCUCCCCGGACACAUACAUACAGGCCACUCGCCAAAAGCCCCUCGGACAAUGGGGGGCAUCUGGGGCCUCGGGAGCCGUCGCCAUCUCCUGUACCCCCACCACCUCCACCCAUGCCAUCUCUCCUCCAGCUGAGGGCCAGAGACAGUGACCGCGAGAAAGACACGCCUGAUGCGAAUGAAUGGGGUCCCCCCAAUAGGAAAGUUGACACACGGAAGUACCGCGCAGAGCCCAAGAGUAUUUUUGAGUACGAGCCUGGGAAGUCGUCUAUUUUGGAGCAUGAAAGACCAACCUAUGAUGACAUAGAUUUAGAGAACGAGCCUUGGUAUAAGUUCUUUUCCGAGCUGGAGUUUGGGCGGCCGCCUCCUAAAAAACGGCUGGAUUAUAAUCCAGACAUCUCCGCUCGCCAGCGUAUUGAGACAUCCCUGCACAUCGCUCCUGCUGACAAGGCUCCGGAGAGACCUGCGAGUGCUGCAAGUGACUACAGGAAGAGGAGGAAGUCUGAGCCGUCAAGUUCCCAAGUGAAUGCUCAAUCUCAGAGCAGAGCUGUAACUUCACCCAAACCAGUGGAUGCCUACAGACCCAGCAGCAGCCUAAAGAAGCCUGUGAUUCGUUCCUCACCGUCCUCACCCUCUAGAGCCAAAGGUGGGGACACAUGUAACAUGUAUUCAAACAGUUUGACCUCCCCGGGUCCUUAUCAGGGCCCUCAUCUGCCCCCUGUCCCCUCUGACCCCGUCCAUGAAGAUGAUGCCAGCCAGGAAGGCAGCUCCUCCUCCAAGCAGUCUGUCUGUUGUAAGAAUAGUUGGCAGACAAAAGGCCAAGAUCCUGAGACAUGGAGCAGUGCAGAGGAGGUACCACCCUCCCCUGGCAAGCUUAGGUCACGCAGCUGUGAUGACUUACUCAAUGAUGGGCAUUCCGGCUCAGGUGGGCGCAAUGCCACCCGCUCAGAAAGUGCUGGGUCACUCGUUUGUGAUGGGAAUCCCUCAGGGAGUGGAUCUACUUCCACUCGCUCAUUGCCUCGUCUUCACCGGCGACGGGCGCAUGAUUCACCAGGCUUUCUCCAGCUCUAUCGUAAGAUGCACCAGAUUGACCGAGCUCAGCUCAUCCCAUCAGAAGUCAUCCGCUCGGUCCGUGCUCGCAUCCUGGAGCUGGAGCGCCAACCUCAUUUGCAUCGGCAUCGCCUGUCUCCUUGGACACCCUCUUGGGGCAUGGAGGUGCCACGCGAUAUGGUGCCAAAUCGUAUUUCUGAAUAUGAGCGCCUUAUUAAGAAGUCCAAAUCCAUGCCCAACUUGGGUGAUGACAUGCCUUCAGGCACUACAACGCCAGGCGGCUCAUCAUCUCGAGCCAGCAGUGGUGGCGGUGGCACACCUAGUUUUCCAAAACGCCGUUUUUCCAUAGAAUCUCUACUCGAGGAAGAUAACAAUGGCAACAAUGGAAAAGUACCUCACUCCAUGGAUCACUUGCAUCGACCUCGUAGCCCACCUGAGGGUCAGCCUCGUGUUGGGCCGGAGCCUGUACGUGCACGGUCGUAUCCUGCUCCUUCUGUUCCCCAAGUCCCUCAAGCCAACCCGGACUAUUCUGAUAGUGAACAAGACGCUGUAGCGUCAGACCUCAGUGACUUCAUCCAGGUGGAGGGCUCGUCAUUUUGCAGCGAGAGUGACUUUGACCAUUGCUCACUAACCUCCUCCGAGAGCUUGUACGGCUCUUCCACUAUCCAUCACCAUCACCACCUCCGUCAUCACCACCACCAUCAUCACCACCACCCGAGUCACCAAAGUCUAGGCCAAAGCCAGGGCUACCAACAUCGGCACCUCAUCAGCACCUGCAAAGGUCGUUGUCCGGCCUCUUAUACCCGUUUUACAACUAUGCUUCGCCAUGAGAGAGAACGAGCGCGCCAGGAGCACCAGAGACCUUCACAGCAGAGCCGCGGCAGCCAUUCCCAAAUCCAGAGCUCACAGUCCCAGCAAGCGAUGUCUAAGCUGGCCUUCCUGGUCAGCCCAGUGCCUUUCCGCAGGAAAAAGGGCUCACCACCUACCUCUAGAAGAACCAGUGGUGGCGGGGAUCGAGGUAGAAGACCCAAGUCCAAACAGGCCAUUUAUGAAGCACUAGAUGCAGCCUUGAGAGACAUAUAUGAGCACAUUCAAACAGAGAGGGGCCACAGAGGAACUAGGGCACCUGACGAUAGCAUCCUGAGAAGAAUACUGGCUGAACUUCUCCCUAAUGUGCCUGAACGAAGCUCCUCAUUGCGGGGGAGGAGGGGGUGUUGGCACGGGGGUCACUCCUCGACAUCUUUGUACCCAGAUGGGAGCCCCACUGGGUAUGCCUCAUACAGAGGGGAUCCCUCUACACCACGGUUACAGUCACCGCGGCUACAGUCACCAAUCAGUGCCUGUUAUGGACGCCACUCCGACACCUCAAACAAUAAUGAAUACGGAGAGGAGCAGGGCAAUGGAAAUGGUCUCUGUUAUUCAGACCAGGAUGUCUCAAGGUGUUAUUCCACCAUGGAUGGACGCCACACACCCCAGAGUAGAAGACCUACUCCCGACAGAGAGAAACAGCCUGCGAGAGCCAUUUAUGAUUUUAAGGCACAAUCAGCUAAGGAGCUGACAUUUAAGAAGGGUGAUGCAGUGAACAUCAUCCGGCAGAUAGACACCAACUGGUAUGAAGGAGAGCACCGUGGACGGGUUGGGAUAUUCCCCAUGUCUUACGUAGAGAAGAUGCCGUCCUCAGAAAAGCAGCAACCAAUUCGUCCUCCUCCGCCAGCACACGUCAAAGAGAUCGGAGAGGCAGUGGCUCGCUACAACUUCAAUGCUGAUACUAACGUGGAGCUGUCUCUCAGAAAGGGUGAGAGAGUGAUUGUGAUAAGGCAGGUGGACCAGAAUUGGUAUGAGGGGAAGAUCCCAGACACAACAAAACAGGGCAUCUUUCCUAUGUCAUACGUUGACAUUGUCAAGCGCUCACCAUCCAAGAGCUCCGCCCACCACAUAGACCCACAUGGUUACCCUGGCAACAGGACGCCAAGCUCUACGCCCAGCAAGCCUUUCUACCAUCUACCCCCAUCCUCCACUACUCGUGACCUCCCAUCCCCUCACCCCCCGUUGAAAAGGCUUGACCUGCAAGCUGUCACCAACGAGUGGCUGUCCCUCACAUUGGACCCAUCAUCAACCACUCCAGCUCGAUCCCUCACGACCACCCCUGUACCGCCCACACCACCCCCUCUCCCCACUGACCUUGCACCGUUCCUAAAGGCUCAGGGGCCUAAGGCACCCUCACCUAUGCCAUCACAAAGAGGCUUUGCACCGUCGCUCCAGACAUUUUCCAGAACUCCUCCUUUUAAAGAUGAGAGACUCAUCUUAGCUCACACCCCAGCUCCCCCAGCUUUCUCUCCUCCACCUCCGUCUCCUCCACCCCCUCCUCGUUCCUCGUUUAGCUCUCCACUACCCAUCUCUUCGCUGCAAUACAACAGUGGCAAGGGAAUAGCCCAAACAUUAAACAUUUCUAAGCCAGAGGUUUUGUUCUGCACGGUGCCAGAGCCAAUAAAAUCGUCCACACAAGUUCCUAUGCAGCACAAGUUAAAUGUGCAAGCGAACAAAAGCGGCAAAAUCCCUGAUGUUGAGCUGCAAGUAAAAGAUCCUUAUGAUGAGCUGUUGUCCAUGAUUCUGGAUGGUUCUACCAGUACUGACGAUGCUGACUUUUUAAGGUUGUCUCCAGUAGUUUCCCCACCAGCUACACAAACCAACGAAUCACUUAGCUGGUUAAAAAUAGAAGAAUCACAUCCUCCAACAGUGAAACCAACAACAGUCACUCCAGUCAGAAACUCGGCAGACAGGUUUAAGCUAAAAUCAGAAGAACCCCAUCAUCCAGCAGUGAAACCCACAGCAGUCACUCCACUCAGUGAAUCUACAAGUAGGUUUAAGCUAAAAUCAGAAGAACCCCAUCAUCCAACAGUGAAAACCCCAGAAGUCACUCCAGCCAGCGACUCGUCAGGUAGCGUUCGCUUAGAGGUGCAGUUUCACAAGCCUGUGAUGAUGGAGCCACUUUCCAUCAGUUGGGGAGAACAGUCAAAAACUCUGAGUGAGCAACCUGUCGAGUCUCAGAAACCAUUGGUGAAAGGAAGUGGAUAUACUGAGUUGUUCAUUGAAGAAGAAGAAGAAGACGAAGAAGAAGACGAAGAAGAAGACGAAGAAGAAGAAACUAGUGAGGACAAACAGGAGGACAUUAGAUGUUUUAUUGAGAGACUCAGUCCACAGGCUGAUGUCUCCCCUUCCACUGUGACACAGCUUCCUCACCCCAGCCUCCCCUCACCCUCCAUACCAUCACCUCUGACCUCCUUACCUCCUCCUGCUCCUGCUCCGCCUGCUCCUCCUUCUUCUUCUACCUCUUCUUUCACUCCACCUUUCUCACGGUCACAACAGCAGGAUCACAACACGAUCCCUUCCUCUCCUCCUGCCUCUCCUCGACCCCCAUCCCUUCCCCGCCUCAUGACGUCACCACUACCUCCAGUCUCUCCCUCUCCACCUGUCUCACCGCCUCCCCUCCACCCCUCCCAGGCCUCUCACACGUCUCCAAACGUUCCCUCACAGCGCUCUGUCUCAACCUCUCUCUGUCUUUCUCAUCCAAUGACAUCCUGCCCUGACUCAGAGUCACCCCUACCCCUUCCCCCUAGACCUGUCUCUCCUCCCCUCUCUACUCCACGCUCUCCCCCCACUGUACCCCACCCAGGACGUAGAUCUCCCAAGGUGAAGGAUCCAGUUGUCGGUGGUAAACCUCCUCGUAGCCCCAUCUUGUCCCGGAGAUCCUAUCUGUCCCCCAUUAGAGGUCGAAGGCGAUUAGUCCAGGAUGCACUCCAAGGUGGAGGAGACCCGUACCAGGCCGUCUACAACUACCUGCCUCGCAACGAGGACGAGCUGGAGCUGAAGGAAGGCGACAUUGUGGACGUGAUGGAGAAGUGUGAUGAUGGGUGGUUUGUUGGGACCUCUCGGAGGAGCAAGUUGUUUGGAACCUUCCCAGGAAACUACGUGAAGCAGCUAUAAUGAUGAUUCCAGACUUCCCCACACGCCCCUCCACCAACCCCACCACUCUGGGCCCGCCCCUUUCUGUGACACAUUCAUCGCCCUCAGCACAGCACCCGCAGGACACCACCUCCCGACACCGUGUUUGCGUGUAUGUGUGGCUCGUGCAGCUUCACACAGACAGAACAUUUAGCUCUAACUAGCCAUCUUUAAUGGAAGACUUCUAUAAAAUAAUGUUGUUUUUUUAAUCUUAUCUUUUUAUCCUUAUUUUUCUAUCAUGGAGAACCCAAACUUUGUGCUCCAGUCAGUGACCUUUAACUUUUGACAGUGAUGGAAGGAAAUCGAAAGAACUUUGCAAACACACAAUGAUAGAAAACAGAGCACCGCAGCGACGCUUUUCUUUCUGUUAAAGGGCAGUAAAAUCACCACAAUCACUUUUUUUUUUUCACAUUUAAAAACAUUUGCUACAUUUCAUUUCAGUGUUCAAUUACAAAUAUCCCCAAAGAUAUUCAGUGCAGAGAGUGUUGUGAAAACAGUAUUCUGUCAGCGGGUCUGUUGUAUACGAACUGUGUUGAAGGGAUUGCAGCCAUGCAGCUGAUAUUUCAGGUAGAAGGAUUUCCCUCCAGUUACAUGUGGAAAAGACUGUGCGUGUAUCAAUGUUAUGUGUAAUGUAUAUACCCAUGGUAUUGAUUGGUUGAUUUUAUUUGAAGAAUUUGGGGAUAUAUUUGUCCUGAAACACAUUAUUAAGCAAUUAUUUUAAAUAUUGCAAAUGAGUGGCAAAAAAAUAUCAUUAACACUGUUACUUGCUGUCUAAUUUUUAUGUUAGAUUUAAAGUAUAAGAUUAGAAAAACAAAAAUAUUUUCAAAUUGUUCACAUUAGGAUUGAUGCACUUUAACGAAACUUUGUCACAAUUUCGUGUUUGUUUUAUCUCAAAUUUCACUUCAGAUUUUUCACACUAGAGGCUAAUGUGACUGUGGGGCUUUCGGGGCAUACCGGUCAUGUUUUGAAAAGUGUAUGCAAAAAGGUUUCCAACCUUUUUAGGUAUUAUAUUUAUUAGAGGACAAGUGCUGUUCAAACUGUGUAAUGAGAUAAUUUUAGAAGGGAUGGAACAACACGUUGCUUUUUUUUUUUUAAACAUCUUUCUCAACAGCGGAGAAGCCACAUUUGAAGGAUUGUUAUUUUAUUGUCAAGUGACAAGUAACACAAUAGUUCAUGGGCUGUAAUAAUGCCAGGUGUCAUGAUGUUUUAUGUUGAAUUAUUUAAGUCAGAUGCAGGAUGAGAUGGCAUUUCAUCAAAAACUUCAGUCAUGUAACUGCAGUUUUUUUCCACUAGACUUCUUUUAACCUUGUUGUCAGUGAGUGGGGUCACUGUUUCAUGUAGUUAUAUACCAUUAGGAAGUAUUGGCAAGUCCCAUCUUAUCUUGUCAUGCUCAGUGAAUGUGAUUUAUGUUUUGUUUUUUUCUCAUUUUACGUGUUUCACAUAGGUAUGGACACUGAUGACAACAAACAAUUGUUAAAGCACCUUAAGAUAUAUUUUGUUUUAUCAUCCACGCAUCAUAUGUCACCCCGUCAUCCACUAUUUCAGCUGGUGUGUGAACACUUUGUGUGUAUGUGUGUGUCUGUGGUGUUUUUGUAAGCCUUUUGUAUGAGAGCUGUAAAAUGGCCAACAUCCACUUGCUUUAUAAAGUCAGCUUUUUCUCACCCACCAUCA
Molecule: messenger RNA, 8725 nt
Organism: Larimichthys crocea (large yellow croaker)
Lineage: Eukaryota; Metazoa; Chordata; Actinopteri; Sciaenidae
Gene: sorbs2a
Product: sorbin and SH3 domain containing 2a
Exons: 29
Coding region: 878-7036 (2052 amino acids)
Cellular component (GO): plasma membrane
Molecular function (GO): protein binding
Source: RefSeq, a predicted model, not a curated record